GCCCCCUCUCCUUUUUCUCCCUGUUGGGAAUUUGCCGACGCGCCCUCGCUCACGCCGGCUCGGCCGGAAGCGGCGCUCCCCCCCCCCCCCCGUGCGGCGGAGCCUUUUGGCGACGGGACCCGCUCCCGGCACGGCCCCUGCCCGGUGCCGGCGGGAAACAUGUCCGCGGGCCGCCCGUUCCUGGCCUGCGCCUGCUUCUUCUCGGACAACAUCUUCGUAGGGCGCUACGGGCUGCACGUCCGGUACCGGGACGAGGGGCAGCUCCGCCGCGACCACGGACGGGCGCUGCGGGAGCGGGGCUGCAGGGGCGAGGAGGAUUUCAGAGCCGCGCUGCGGGAGGUGAGCGCGGCUUCGCCAAUUGAGGCAGAAGUUCAGAGAAGAAAGCAGUUAAUUCAUCAGUCAGUGGAACGCAAAGCCAUCAUCUCAAAGUGCUACAAACGAAAACACCCAGAAGUUUACAUUCUGCAGGAUUCAUUCCUGGCCCCAGAUUUUCUAGAAAUCGUGUCAUACUGCACGUCGCCAGAUGCUCAUCUCCAUGGCCUCCUGCGCUACAUCAAGUCCUUCUCAGAUAAGAGGAUCUAUCGAUUCCCAGUGUUCACAGAGGAGUUUUGCCAAGCCUUUGUGGAUGAGCUGGAGAACUUUGAGCAGUCGGAUAUGCCUAAAGGCAGGCCCAACACUAUGAAUAACUAUGGGGUUUUGCUAAAUGAGCUUGGGAUGGAUGAAACUUUCAUCACACCCCUGCGUGAAAAAUACCUGCAGCCUAUAACGGCACUGCUUUAUCCUGAUGUGGGAGGUGCUUGCCUGGACAGCCAUAAAGCAUUUGUGGUCAAGUACUCGCUCCACGAAGAUCUGGAUUUGAGCUCUCACUAUGACAAUGCAGAAGUCACCUUAAACGUUUCACUGGGAAAGGACUUCACAGAAGGCAGCUUGUACUUUGGGGAUUUCAGCCAGGAACCUACCCCUGUGCCAAAGUACAUAGAGAUCGAACAUGUGGUUGCCCAGGGGCUGUUACACCGAGGAGGGCAGAUCCACGGGGCGCUUCCCAUUGCCUCUGGGGAGCGCUGGAACCUCAUUAUUUGGAUGAGAUCAUCUGCCAUCCGCAACCGGCUCUGCCCCAUGUGCAACAAGAAACCUGAGCUGGUGGAAGCAGAGGGGUUUGGAGAUGGGUUCACAGAAACCCUGGACGAUGAUGUGCCCGAGACUGUGAAUCUCUGUUCCUUGUGGUAGCAGACAGUAGAGCCUGAUUUCUCCAGACCAAGUUGCCUAAAGCUCCUUUCUGACCUCUCAGACUGCACUAACAGACUCUUUGAUGGAUGCACGAGUCACGUAAGAAGUAGCUAACAUCUUGGAAAGUGAUGUAAAACCAAUCCUGAGGGGGUUAGGGAAGCCAGCUGCUUGGACAGCUGGAGAAGCUGGUACUCAGCUUGCCAGGGUUCACGCUCGGGCUGGAGAGCAGGAGGACCGCUUGGAAGCCGUCGAAGGCCAUAACAUUUUGAUACACUGCAAAGGCUCUGUAAAUAUUUUCAGGUGUACGGGGAAAACACCCAAAGCUGCUUGGCCUUUGUGAAGACCUUUGUGCCAACAGCAGCAUCACAGGUCCUGCUGUAAACGGACAAGAAUGGUACAGUAAAGCCCUGCACUUAUCACUGCUCUGCUAUUCACAGGGACUCCUGUCCUCUUCCAGGGGAAGAGCUUUUUGUUGCUGGGUGACAGUGAAGGAUCUGCUCAAAAGUGAGAUACAGGUGAUUCACCGCAGGCUGCUAAGAAUGACAUGGAAUUAUCAUCACCGGAGGUUUACCUAACCCAGGCUCAGAAAAAUCCAUCAGGAGCAGUACAGGGAGAGCUGGUCCCAUAGGGUAAGCUGAGAGGAUCUCUCAAGGCCUCCAUGAGCUCUCCUGAGCAGAAAUUUCCCUUUCAAAGAUUCUGUGAACCUUACUAAGCAAACAGAAACGGGCUUUAGCGACAAAGCGCUGGGAGCCACCUGCAACAUAGCAAAACUUUCCAGAGGAAGGCAAGAGCGUACCUUUAACUCCCUUCCUUUAGUUACAUGAACAAGUGAAAAUAUAAAAUAACCAUCUCAACCUGAGUGCAGCAGGCAGGCCUGGGGCUUCUUAAUUUGUUGCCAAGAUCCCCUGGCAGCUGGCGUGUUACGAGGGUCGAGUGCUUUCCCCGUCUUAACUGCUGGCUGGCUGAAACCACGAACUCUCCCAUCUACAAAACCAAUUAAAGAAGCCAGAUAUCUUUUGAUUUGGUGGCUGCGUUUGGCUCUGUGGAAGAUUAAUUGUAUGUAUUUGAAUCACACAUAGGUAACUGCAUUUAUAAGGGGCUUUUUGAUUCAUUUGUUGAACUGCAAUAAUUACACCGUGUGGACUUUGCAUAAUUGUGAAAGGCUGAACGUGAGCCAGUAGGGCUCGCACAAAGGGUGCUGAUUUAAGCCUUCCCAGCAGAUCCGCUCUAUUUUUGGCUGGGGAUGCCAUUAGCACACAGCACCAAUUAGCUUUUCAUUAGCAAAACCCAUUAAAAUUGCAUCUCGGGAAGGAAA
Messenger RNA from Aquila chrysaetos chrysaetos, 2542 nucleotides. RefSeq names its product 2-oxoglutarate and iron dependent oxygenase domain containing 2 (gene OGFOD2). The transcript has 7 exons. The coding region runs from base 160 to 1227 and encodes 355 amino acids. The record is from RefSeq and is a predicted model, not a curated record. Gene Ontology annotation, molecular function: iron ion binding; L-ascorbic acid binding; oxidoreductase activity, acting on paired donors, with incorporation or reduction of molecular oxygen. NCBI's taxonomy places the organism in Eukaryota, Metazoa, Chordata, Aves, Accipitriformes, Accipitridae.